Molecule: messenger RNA, 1230 nt
Organism: Aspergillus pseudoviridinutans
Lineage: Eukaryota; Fungi; Ascomycota; Eurotiomycetes; Eurotiales; Aspergillaceae
Product: cellulase family protein
Exons: 3
Coding region: 1-1230 (409 amino acids)
Molecular function (GO): hydrolase activity, hydrolyzing O-glycosyl compounds
Source: RefSeq, a predicted model, not a curated record
AUGAAGCUGAACAUUGUCUCUUCUCUUGUCCUGCUACAAUCCCUCGCCUGCUCGGCGUUGAAUGCUCCUUUCACCGUCUCAGGCCGAUGGAUUCAUGACUCUAAGGGUGCAAACUUCACCUACGCGGGGGCUAAUUGGCCUGGUGCGGCCGAAGUCAUGAUUCCCGAAGGGAUGCAGUACGCCUCCAUCGCGUCGACAGUCUCCAAGCUCAAGAGCCUGGGAAUGAAUGUCAUCCGUUUGACCUUCCCCAUUGAGUUGGUGGAUGAUAUCCUCGACAACGGCGGAGACGUCACCGUGCAGAAAUCGCUGAUCAAGGCUCUGGGAUCAACGAACGGGACCAAGGUAUUCAAUCAGAUUCGCACGGUGAACCCACAGAUCACGUCGUCGACGACUCGUCUGCAAGUAUAUGAUAUGGUAGCCGCGGAGUGCAACAAACAAGGAAUCUAUGUACAUUUGGAUAAUCACAUCUCGAAGGCGAUGUGGUGUUGUUCCACCACGGAUGGUAACGCCUGGUUUGGAGAUACCUAUUUCAACGUUACCAAGUGGAUAAGAGGACUGGAGUAUAUGGUUUCUCAUGCCAAAUCAUGGACCAACUUUGUCAGCAUCGGACUGCGCAAUGAGCUUCGCCAGCCCGCCACAGCCAACUCACAGUACCCCUACAACUGGGGGACGUGGUACACGCAGAUGACAACGGCAGCGAAGAAGGUCAACGCGGCCAAUCCGAACGCGUUGAUCUUCCUGUCUGGUUUGAACUACGAUACCACCCUCUCGCCUAUCCCGACUGCAUCUGAUCUCGGGAACGGGGUCAAGUUCCGCCUCUCCGACUUUAGCUUCAGGAACAAGCUGGUCCUGGAGAUCCACAACUAUCAAACGGGUGCUACCAGCUGCAGCUCGUUGUCCAGUGCGCUCUGGAACGACGGAUUCAACGCCCUCAAUUCGUCUGACCCGUCGAUUGUGAAUUCCAUGCCGGUGGUCCUGACCGAGUUUGGGUUCCUACAGGACAGCACCACCUGGGAGGGUGUGUAUGCCAGCUGUCUGAGGACGUGGAUCCCCGAGCAGCACGCCGGUUGGAUCACUUGGGUCGUUGCAGGGAGCUAUUACAUUCGGCAAGGCACUCAAGACUUGGACGAGACAUGGGGCAUGCUUGACCAUACAUGGUCUGCUUGGAGGUCUCAGAAUGCGAUUGAGCAGGGACUGAAGGUAAUGGUCCAAUCGUCACUCAGUGGAUAA